AUGGUAGCUGAUGAGGCAGAGUCUCCAGAAGAGUAUUUGAGAGGCCACAACACUGCACGAGCAAGCGUUGGGGUUCCUCCGCUGAAGUGGGAUGUGAAACUAGAAAAAAUAGCUCAGAAGUUGAUGAAUGAAUACCUCACAAUCUGCCAGGGAAUAUUUGUGCCAUCCAAGCCCUCUAUGUACGGAAAGAAUCUUGCGUGGCAUGUGAAACCUGAACACUAUACAGCAGCAAAAGCGGUAGCAGAGUGGGUGGAACAGAAAAAGUACUACGACCAUAAAUCCAACUCGUGUAUUGGUGGUAAGUGUGAAUGCUACACUCAAGUUGUUUGGAGAGAAACUACUCAUGUUGGAUGCGCUAAACUUAAGUGCCCAAAGAGACUAUGCAUGUUUCUUAUUGGCGGGUGCACUCUUAUUGGUUGUCUUUAUAGUCCUAAAGGAAACGUUGAAGGCCAUCGUCCUUACUAG
Messenger RNA from Arachis stenosperma, 465 nucleotides. Its product is annotated as pathogenesis-related protein 1B-like. The transcript has a single exon. Bases 1 to 465 code for a protein of 154 amino acids. The record is from RefSeq and is a predicted model, not a curated record. NCBI's taxonomy places the organism in Eukaryota, Viridiplantae, Streptophyta, Magnoliopsida, Fabales, Fabaceae.